AUGGUGACCAGCUAUGGAUACACUUCCGUGUCCAUCUCUGUGGGCAUUUUCCUUCUUGUAUUCUUGGUGGCAUGUGGAAUUGGAUGUGUUUGGCACUGUAAACACCACACCUCACGAUUUAUCUCACUAAAAUUUCUGCAAAGGAGGAACAGUAAGAGAAAAAACUACCAGAAAACUUUCUGCUUGAAUCCACGCAUUAUUGGCUUGAACCCCAAAGCCCCGGUGAAAACCAAAGACCACAGGUCUGCUGACAAGGGAAGCGGGAUGCAUGGGCACUAUGAAAAUGUAGCAGUGGAUCCCCCAAAAGCUAAAAAAGGAGGUAACCAACAGCUAUAUGAAAACACUCGCCCAUCCAAUUUUGAGGAGCACAUCUAUGACAACGAGGGAUCGGCUGAGUAUUGUAACUUUCGGAAGCCUGCUACAUCUUCAGUUCCUCAAGAUGAAGAUCCAUACAUUCUUCCAGACUUAUAA
Molecule: messenger RNA, 471 nt
Organism: Octodon degus (degu)
Lineage: Eukaryota; Metazoa; Chordata; Mammalia; Rodentia; Octodontidae
Gene: Gapt
Product: GRB2 binding adaptor protein, transmembrane
Exons: 1
Coding region: 1-471 (156 amino acids)
Cellular component (GO): membrane
Source: RefSeq, a predicted model, not a curated record